Molecule: messenger RNA, 1262 nt
Organism: Pogoniulus pusillus (Red-fronted tinkerbird)
Lineage: Eukaryota; Metazoa; Chordata; Aves; Piciformes; Lybiidae
Gene: DPM2
Product: dolichyl-phosphate mannosyltransferase subunit 2, regulatory
Exons: 4
Coding region: 104-358 (84 amino acids)
Biological process (GO): GPI anchor biosynthetic process
Cellular component (GO): endoplasmic reticulum membrane; dolichol-phosphate-mannose synthase complex
Molecular function (GO): enzyme regulator activity
Source: RefSeq, a predicted model, not a curated record
GGCUGCUGCUGGCCGCGGGGCGGGCGGCGUUGGAGCGCGGCGCUCUGAUUGGUGCCUCUCCCGGAACAGCCGCGCUGGCGGAGAGGACGGGCUGCUGGUCGCCAUGGCCACAGCAACAGACCAGGUGGUUGGAUUUGGCUUGGUUGCCUUUAGCCUUGUCCUCUUCGUAUAUUACACUCUCUGGAUCAUCAUACUGCCCUUCAUUGACAGUGACCAUGGCAUCCACCAGUACUUCUUGCCCAGGGAGUAUGCAGUUAUCAUCCCUGUGGUAGCUGGGCUGCUGCUACUUCUAUUUAUAGGUGUUUUUAUAUUGGUCAUCAUGUGGAAGAGCAGGAAACCUGCCAAGAAGUCGGACUGAAGCCCAGCUGAGACAAGAAGGUGCCCACUCUGCAGCGUUGUAGCCAGGAAAAGACUUUGCUGGCAGCAGUGGGCAGAUGCCUGCUCCAGAGCACUUGGCACUGAGACAGCUGUGUUCUCCCACAUUCCUUCCUCCAGAGAAGCAGCCACCUGUAGUUCACAACUUACUGACCAAAGGGAAGCAAAACUGACCUCUGGAGCUCCUUGCAAGAGGGGUCAGAGCCCCACUGUGAGGGGCCUGCUUCCCAACUGGGGCUCCCGUACCAGUUGCGCUUUGGUCCACACUGGCUGAAGGAGUCAUUGGGGUCCAGAGCCCUGAGUCCUGCCCGUUGCUCACUCUGGAUAGUCCUUCCCCUCUGCUCUUGCCCUGUCCAGCAGCUUGUUCCUUCUGUGUUUUUUUCUGGUGUUGACAUGUGGUAUGUGGGGUUUUUAAAAUGGUUUGAUGUUUUGGAGGAAAGACUUCGGGCUAGGGAAAGGCAGGCUUGCAUUCCCCAUUGGCCUGCUGGAAGGGCUAACCAUGGUACUGUUGGGCUCCUACAUUCCUGAAGAGGGACCUCUGUGAGGCUGGUUGUGCAGAGGCAGCAGAAACCGUGCCCGCCACUGCCCUCUGUGUCCCCUCUUGCAGUCGUGCAGCUGAGGUGUGGUGAGAUGCCCUCGGUCACAAGGAAGUAUUCAGGGUGCGGUUGCCAUCCCAGCUGUCAACUGCUGACUGAGUUCCUGCACCCAGACAAGGCUCUGCACGGCAGCUGGGCUGAGGCUAAACGGGCAGGUGUGGUGGUGCUUUGUCCUUCGCCUGUGGGGUUUCUUCUCCUGGCAGCAGCUGCUGCCCCAAGCCAUAGUGUCCUUUUAGCUCCCACAGACCACAACAAGUGGGAUAACCCUCAAUAAAAGUCCACAAGGCCUCA